AAUCGAUCUCUUCAGUGCUCGGUCCGAAACAAAGCCUAUGAGAUUGAACAAUCAGCCAACAAUUGUCUAUCCAAACUCUCUUCGCUCUCUUCAUGCCAUAGCGUUUUAACCGAAUGAACAAAUUCAUUCGUACAGUUCGUGGCGGAGUCGGCUGCAUGAGCAGGGAUCUGAAAUUACACGGACGGGCAACAAUGUUCGAGACCAGAACUUGUCUCCUACUUACUCUCUGUCUGUUCUCAAAGCUGUGGGCUCUUCGUCAUGACAGCAAUAGGUAGUGUCAACUGCAUGGGCUGAACCUGUUCUGGAAAGCAGAAGCAAGUAUCCGUCUUCACUGCAAUGACGAGCCAUGGUUAGUACUCCCCGUCUUUUCGAACAGGUACUGGGAUGCAAUCGGGACUUCUCAAUGCGUACCAGAACCCAUGAUCGCCAGUCUUGUGCAGCGUCGGGCCUUGAAAGAAAGCGACAUCGAGACCGCUAUGGUACUUUCGGAAAGCACACUGAGUCUCUGCCAUUUCCGAACAGAGCACCGGCUGACACUGCAUAUACCGGUCCCUACCUGACUAUGCGGUGCAACCUGGUGUGAACACCGCCAAAUUCGAGCCACAACUGCGAUGACGGUAUUUCAACGGUUCAAGUGAACAUUUCUGGCGAGAUAUCGCGACAUUUCGAGCAAUUCAAUCUCACUUUCAACCACGUUCCUUGCUUUUUCUACACUCGCUUGCAUAAUAUUGGCCCGAGAUUUAAUGGCAUAUGUACUCGAUGCUGGCCGGCCGGCUAUCGAUGCUGUGGAAUGUUCCUUUUUUUGGCCGUCCAUAAACGCAGAGCGUGCUACACAGAGUCAGAAAAUUCAGGGUGGCCCUGCUUUUGGUACCUAAGCACUUGAGUCUUCGCACAGGUAUAAAUAUCAGCGAAUUUCCAACACAAUGCUCACCAAGCACCUCGACAGGAUUCCGUCCGUCUUUCACUCGUUUCAGACAGCAUUGGAAAAGGCGUCAAGGCUUCCCGAAUCUCAUCAAUCAUGUAUCGUGGUCUAGUGCAAUCGGCUUUUCUUGCAAGCUCUGCCUUGAGCAUCUUUGCUGUCGCCAACCCGGUACUCCCUCGUGGCGACUCUUCGACUGGUUGGGGUACGUCCUCUGGCUGGGAUUACGGCUCCGGAGUUGGCAGCACACCUGUUGGUGGAUGUUCCGCUGGACCUACGACUACCUUGACCGUUACACUGCCCGGGGGUCCAAGCUCUUGUCCAGCUCUCCCGCCUCCAUCUACGAUCACUGUGAGCACUUGUCCCGGAACCACACCAGUGGGCGGAGUCACCGGCUGCUCGAAUUUGCCUCCCUCCACAAUUACGGUGACGACUGGAGGUCAAUGCCCACCCACCACGCCAGUUGGCCCAGGAAACUCCUGUCCAACUGUGCCGCCAUCCACCGUCACUGUUGGCUCCAGCUGCGCUCCAACCCAGCCGUGUAGCGGACCAGCAACUGUCACAGUGACUUCCGGGAUAGACUGCCCUCCGCCCUCUCCUGGAAGCACCACCACCGUCACCGUGACUAGCCCGGCAAGCUGUCCAACCUGCCCGCCACCCAGCUCCCCUGUCGGUCCCUGUGCCACUUCGACCGUGAUUAGCACACUGAUAUCGACAACGACGGUUGGUAGCGGAGUCUCAACGACCACUGUUGUCAUCCCGGCCCGGACCAUUACCGAAACUACCACCAUCGUUUCCACAAUUCCCGGGCCUGGAGCAACUACUACCGUUGUCUCUACAGUUCCCGGUCCAGUACAGACCACUACUGUUGUUUCGACCGUUCAGGCUCCAGGACAAACCACGACCGUUGUUUCUACAGUUCGCGGCCCGGCCGAGACUACGACUGUCGUUUCUACCGUUCAAGGUCCAGCUUCGACCACUACAGUCAUUUCGACAGUCCCAGGCCCUGUUCAGACGCAAACAGUCACCACUACCGAGAUCGGCCCGGGGCAGACAGUCACAUCCACUGUCACUAGUACUCUCACAAUACCAAAUGGACCUCCGUCCACAGUGACUACCACCGUGUCCCAGCCUUGUGGCCCUGGGCAGACAGUCACCGUUCCUGGACCAACGACAACUGAAAAAUGCACCAACGUCGGCCCAGCCCAGACCGUCACUGUCACAGGACCUACUGUGACCGCUGGACCUACCACCACCGUCACCACCACGGAGAAAUGUACCAACGGUGGACCGGGGGCUACCUCAAUCUGCGCCACGGUCACCCAAUGGUCGACGAUUGGAGGGGGAUAUGGCGGAGAUUAUUCAACUGAGACCGCUUCAACUACAGGCUGGAGCAAGGGGGGAUGGAGAAAGUGGUAA
Messenger RNA from Cladophialophora immunda, 2338 nucleotides. RefSeq lists its product as uncharacterized. Bases 1019 to 2338 code for a protein of 439 amino acids. The transcript has 6 exons. NCBI's taxonomy places the organism in Eukaryota, Fungi, Ascomycota, Eurotiomycetes, Chaetothyriales, Herpotrichiellaceae. The record is from RefSeq and is a predicted model, not a curated record.